Messenger RNA from Aspergillus versicolor CBS 583.65, 777 nucleotides. RefSeq lists its product as uncharacterized. The record is from RefSeq and is a predicted model, not a curated record. The transcript has a single exon. NCBI's taxonomy places the organism in Eukaryota, Fungi, Ascomycota, Eurotiomycetes, Eurotiales, Aspergillaceae. The coding region runs from base 1 to 777 and encodes 258 amino acids.
AUGGACGCCUACGCCUACCUAAUCCGCCACGGCUGGUCCGGUCCGGGCAACCCUCUAAACCCCGACCGCGCCGGCGUGCGCGGCGGCCUAGGCCUGACAAAGCCGCUCCUCGUUGCGCGACGGUCAGGAAACAGCGGUAUCGGGAAGACGACGACGAAGGACCCGACGAACCAGUGGUGGUUGCGCGGGUUUGAGGAUGCGCUGAAGGGGAUUGGGCAGGCGGAUGCUGGGGCUGGACAGGGGCCAGUGGGGAAGGGGAAUGCGUUGACGAGUGAGCUUUAUCGGUUUUUUGUUAGGGGGGAGACUGUUCCUGGGACUUUGGGGAAUAAGGAUAAAGAUCAGGAUAAGAAGGAGAAGGAUGGGGGGAAGAAGAGGAAGAGGGAUGUGGAUGAGACGAAGGAGGAGAAGAGGCUGAGGAAGGAGGAGAAGAAGAGAAGGAAAGUUGAGAAGGAGGAACGGAGGGAGCGGAGGAGGGAGAAGAGGGAGAGCAAGGCCAAGAGGGCCGAGGAAAAGGCUGAGAAGAAGGCAAGAAAGGCUGAAAAGAAGAACGAGAAGAAGCCUGAGGAUGACUAUCCUACGCCAGUUUCGAUGGAUUUGGACUCGACAGACAACCAGGAUGGAGGUUCAGAACUGGACACGCUGAAGGAGAAAAAAGAGAACAAGGACAAGUCAAAGGAAAAGGAAGACAAAUCCUCAAAAGAGAAAAAGAAGGAUAAGAAACGAGAAUCAUCCGACGAAAGCUCAAAACGCAAGUCGAAAAAGAGCAAAUCGACGUGA